Molecule: messenger RNA, 1066 nt
Organism: Clunio marinus
Lineage: Eukaryota; Metazoa; Arthropoda; Insecta; Diptera; Chironomidae
Source: the annotation of a GenBank genome assembly
CAUUAACUAAGCAACCGUCAUAAGAAGUUCAAAAAUGAACUGUUUCUUAGCUAUUCUUGCCUGCUUAACAGCAGUUACAUUAGCCAGCCCAGUUGACGAUGUGAUUAUAGAAUUCCUCGCCAAUGGAGAAGCGAUGUGCAGAACUAACUGCAAUCGCCAUCACAACCGUAACAAUCCUAUCAGUCCAUGGAACGAUUGUCCACCAACCAACUGCCCACCACCAUUCCGUCCUCCAAACUGCGGUGCUCCAGACUGCUCAAUAAUUGCAAACAGAGUUCGUGGAGUUCAUUUUGAUCAUCCCAGUGAUCCAAAUCGAUUCAUUGUCUGUGCACCACUUGAUGCCGUUACAUGGGCACCAAAGGAACGAUGGUGUGGCUGUGGAACAUUGUUCAGCUCCCUUUCAGACCCUACAAAAUGUGUUCACCCAUGGGAUUGGACACAAGUAUGUGGCACUCAACCAAAUCCACCAACUUUAAGUACUGAAAAUUGCGGUGAAGUAGAUUGCCCAGAUUGCGACAAUGGAGGUAAUACAUUACCUCCAACAGCUGAAGAAACUCUUCCUACAUCUCCUAUUCCUACCACUACACCUCCACCUAAUGGCAACUGCCCAUGCCCAUGCAUACCAUGCGUCUGGUGGCCAUGUCAACCAUGCCCAAAUAACUGCGCUUGCAACAAUCAACAACAACCAGUCCAACAACCAAGACCACCAAUGAGACCCAACAAUCCAUGGGAACAGCCAAUUCAACAGCCAAGACCACCAAUGAGACCAAACCAUCCAUGGGAACAGCAACCAGUUGACCCAGUAUGGCCAAACCAUCCAUGGGAUCAGACACCAAACAACCCAUGGAAUCAACAACCUUGGCACCAAAUGGAUGCCGAAGAAGAAAAGGAAGAAUAAUUCCCCAAACAUCAGUGCCACUAAAUGAAUAAUUCUGAAUUAAACAAUCUUAUGUGAUGACUAUAAAUAUGAUAAUCUAAAAAUUAUGAUGUAAACUUUCCAUGAUAGCAUUGAUCAAGCUUAACAAUAACAAGCAAUAAAAUAUUAAUCGUAAGCAAGCAACAAAAA